AUUUGUGAAUUUCCUAUCCCCUACGUGUAUAAGCCAAUUAUUUCCUCAAUUAUAUUAUAUGUGAUCUCAUUAUUACAUUUGUUAUGAAUAUUAUAAAAAAUAAUUUGUGUGAAGAUGAAUACAUCCACGGAAGUUUAUAAUUGGCGCUAGAGGUAUCGAUUGUUAACAUCGAUAGCUACAUAAUCGAGUGAUAAAAUAUUAAUAUAACCUACAAAUUGUUUUUGUAGUCUGUCAUGCGUUCUUGAUGAAACAUUCAUCAAGUAAACAUUCUCAAUUGAUAAAAGUUUUUGGUUUGAAUGUUGACAAUCCUCAUCAUAAAACAUGGAUAAUCUUCAAUAUAGAAAUAUUCAUCCGUUGAAACACUUCAGGGAAUGUCUGGCCCACAACGUUCGGCCGGACGGCCGUCAGCUGAUGAAGGUGCGACCGGCGACUGUGAACGUAGGCUCGAUCGGCACGGCAGACGGUUCGGCCGUAGUCAAAGUCGGCCGUACGUCGGUCGUAUGCGGCAUCAAGGCCGAGCUGACGGCCCCCAAACCCAGUCAUCCGGAUGUCGGAUUUCUUGUACCCAAUGUUGACCUGCCUCCGCUCUGCUCGCUCGCUUUCAGGCCAGGCCCACCCAGCGACGUGGCUCAGAGCAUGACCAGUAUGCUGAAUUCGAUCGUUGCCAGCUGUGGGCUGGUGGAUUUGAAACAGCUGUGCGUCAGCAAGGAGCAUUUGGUGUGGAUCCUGCACUGCGACAUCGUGUGUCUCGACUACAACGGAUCAGUCAUGGAUGCUGUGCUCAUUGCACUGGUCGCCGCCCUCAGGACUGUGGAAUUGCCUCAUGUUUCGUACUGCGAGGAAACGAAAUCGUUCAGUGUGGAUUUGAAGCAGCGGAGACCAUUGAGCGUGGCCAGUUGGCCGGUUUCCACUACAUUCGCCACCAUCGACGAGACCAACAUCAUUGCUGACCCAACUGUUGAAGAGGAGCGGCUCAGCAACGGCAGUAUUAUUGUUGUCACCGAUGGUACACGGCUCUUCUCUAUCAACAAACCAGGCGGAACAGCUUACAGUGAGACAGAUCUACAGAAGUGCAUAAGUCUGGCGAAAGAUCGUGCAAUCAAUAUCAAUAAAAUGCUGGAAACCGCUUUGAACAACAGGGAACAAUAGAAGACUUCAAAAAAUAUAUAUGGUAUUUUAUCUGUUCAUUGUUUAGAAGAUAGGCUAGACUUUGAAAUGUAAGCAGUAAUGACACCUAAUUUCUGUUCAAAGAAAACGCAAUAGGAUGGUUGAUGGAUUCUGACGUCGACAAUAUCUCAAGAUAUCAGUUGAUGAGUAUUUAUUCAAAGGUAUUCCCAAUGUAAUGUCGUGGCACUACUUUUUGCCACUCCCAUAUAAAAAUAUGGGCCAAUGCAAACAGAAGUGGCGUUUAGAGUUUCGCCACUUCACUUCUGUUUGUAUUGUACCAUAUGUUUAUAUGCAAGUUGAAAAAAUCAGUGACACGCCACUCUUGUGUGGAUUGGGCUUGAGGGGUCGUUCGAGACAUAAAAAUAAGCUUGAACCAAGUCAAUUCACAACUGAUCAAUUAAAUGAAGUAAACAUUUCAAUCUCAUUCAAUUAUAGAAAAAACUAAAAAAUCUAUUUCUGUUUGUAUGGUAAAUUUUUUUGUAGCAGAUGUUUUUUUGAUAUUUGCUGUGCCGUUAUUGUAUAAAUAAUUAUUUGCUAUUGGUUUUUAUUUCAAAAACUUCUAUUAAUAAAAAUUGUUCAUCUAA
This is a messenger RNA of Nilaparvata lugens (brown planthopper), 1751 nucleotides long. RefSeq names its product exosome complex component RRP43. Bases 322 to 1149 code for a protein of 275 amino acids. NCBI's taxonomy places the organism in Eukaryota, Metazoa, Arthropoda, Insecta, Hemiptera, Delphacidae. The transcript is spliced from 6 exons. The record is from RefSeq and is a predicted model, not a curated record. Gene Ontology annotation, cellular component: nuclear exosome (RNase complex); cytoplasmic exosome (RNase complex). Gene Ontology annotation, biological process: U5 snRNA 3'-end processing; nuclear polyadenylation-dependent mRNA catabolic process; TRAMP-dependent tRNA surveillance pathway.